Molecule: messenger RNA, 4436 nt
Organism: Exophiala xenobiotica
Lineage: Eukaryota; Fungi; Ascomycota; Eurotiomycetes; Chaetothyriales; Herpotrichiellaceae
Exons: 3
Coding region: 1923-3281 (452 amino acids)
Biological process (GO): regulation of DNA-templated transcription
Cellular component (GO): nucleus
Molecular function (GO): DNA-binding transcription factor activity, RNA polymerase II-specific; zinc ion binding
Source: RefSeq, a predicted model, not a curated record
CCGCGAUCCAUCAUCGUCUUUGCAUCUGCAUCGACGCCUCAGCAAUCCGCCGUUGCGCUCGCCUUCUCCCGAAGUGGAUCCUGCGUAUUUGCAUCGCCAACUUCUGCUUGACACUUUUUUCGGUUCUCACUGGUCCCGUUUACAGACACACCCUCUUUCUGAUGCCCUCCCUCCAAUCAGAGUACAACGUUGCAUGGUGGCACCUUGGGUCAAAACUGCCAUAGAGUUCAAGUCAUUCAUCAACCUCAACGCCUGGCUGGACACAUCCGACAAUACCUGUCAGCAGUCGGUGGACAUCUCUCAGCUAGUGCGGCUGUCAGAAAGGAAGAACAAGUCGGCUUCUGGCACCAGGCUGUCAGUUUGUCCACCAGAUUUGUCUUACGACCGUUUCCAGAUCUGAACAGCGGAAAAACAGAAGAGAAGGAGGGGCACAUAAAGACAAAUAAUCCGACAGGGCAGGAUCCUUGCCGAACACAAGCCGGGGUUGACAAGUGACACAUCCGCCUAGAGGAGCACAGGAAGCACAAGGAAAGGGAGAGGUUUCCGUGUCUGUCGCCCUUGUACACUCUACUCCGUACCUUCUGGGUGUGCAGUACGUACAAAUUGUACCAUACGGUCCUGGGUGCGCUCGGCCUUCUGGGUUCUCCCUGCGACCCGUCCUGUUCAGCGCAGAAUAAACGACGCCUAAGCGGGUGCCACCCAAGUCAUUACCUUUGGGUGUGGAGCCAGUGAGUGCGAGUUGCGGCAUCCCGGGGCACACAAUCCAGUAUCCAGUCCAGUCCUGGCCCACGCCGAGUCUUUUACUCUAUCCGUCGCUCGAAAAUUUUACGCUCACACGCCCUCAUCACACACGCACACGCCUUGCAACGGCCGCAACAAGGCGGCGAGAAAGAGACGGAUUCGGCUGUGCUCAGUGCGGCCACUAUCACCGCACAGACACCUGGAGUGACAGCUGCCACCCUGUCGACUUGUCUUUUUCGGCGCUGGGCCUCACAUCAUCGCAUCCACCAUCCCACCAUCCCGUUUGGCAGCGCUGCAGAUAAACCCCCUGCUUAGGCACACGCCUGCUUGCGCUACCGCCCUCCCUUGGUCUUCGUCCCGACUCGCCGGGAACCCUUCCUUGCCUGAACGCUACUUAGCACUUGGCCAUCCGAUUAGCCUUUCCAGAAGAACCCAACCGACGCAGAACAACCUUCGCCAAAGGCCUAAGCUAGUGGCAGAGCCUAGCGUUCCUCGUCCUGGAGUCCCCUCCUCCCUAGGACUGUGCCUGAAGCGACCUGCCAGCCUAUAAGCCUCCUCAACACACCUUGCCACACACCUUUAACAAGCACUCCCUCUCCACCGCUGUCUGUUAUCACACCUCCAAUCAUCCCUCUUCAACCCCUUCUCCCUCCCAUCAUCGUCAUCCUUCAGCUUGUCACUUCCUCUCCGGCCUGGCCACUCUCACUUCGACUCUCACCUUUCCUCACGCUUCAUACCACCGUUCUCCCUCGCCUUCACGGCUCCUCCAUCCAACCCUCCCGUCAUCCGCCCUCCCGCUACCACGAACACCUGAUCACCGGGCCGGGGUGGUGACUUGGUACCCUCUUACCACACCGUUUUCGCCCUUCUCAGCAAAUAAUAUCUUGGGCCUGUCACUUCGCACACCCUAGCAGGACCUUCUUCCUCCAUUUUCUUUCUCGCGGUGCAGUGCUUGCGGCUGCGCAACCUCUACUGUCGACCUUGAGCUGGAUCUGAGGUCGAUAUCCCUUCGAAUCCUUCCUUGCUAAACGCUCUGGGAGCCGACUCUUUCGACUGCGUCUUUUUGAUUCCAUCCACGCCUCGACGGUCAUUUCCUUGCCGGUUUUCGUUAGCCUCGGUUGUUUCCAGGCCCUGUGUUACCCUCCCUUUGAGACCUGUAUCACCCACCAUCUUCGUUGGACAUGGCGCAAAUGGCCGAUCCGAGGGACUCUCAUCGGCCUCAAUAUCCUCCUCCGGAUGACCCAACCCAAGGUGGCUACUACGCGACACAAUCUCCGUCGAGACCUCCUGUCAGAGACGAGCGCAGCCCAUAUCCUCCGCCAGACCCUGCCCGUCAAGGCCAGUAUCCGGAUCCAAGAGCAGCGCAUCCAUAUCCUCCGCCGCAGGCGUGGCCAGCCCAGCACGGUGCUUAUCCUCCUCCUCACCACUAUCCGGACCCUCAGCAUCCAGGAUAUGCCUACCCACCGAGGCCCGAUAUGGCUCAGCCUCCUCAACCGAUGCAGCCAGAUGCCUAUCGCCUCCCGCCGCCAUAUCCUCCUCCGGGCUACUAUCCCGCUCAGCACUAUGCUCCUCAGCCACAGCCCCCUGCCGCGGCACCCCGACAGCGCACGGCUAUAGCCUGUAAAUAUUGCCGGAAGAGAAAGAUUCGCUGCUCGGGAUAUGAUAGCUCGCCGGACGGUCGUUGUCAGAACUGUGUGCGAUUCAACCAACAAUGUCUCUUCCAUCCGGUCUCGUCCCAAGCGGCUUUCGUUCCGGCAAAUGCCGUCUAUGGGCCGAAUGCUGCUCGAGCUCCGGUUGCUGGUCCGCCCGAUGGCCGCAAUGGUCAUUAUCCCCGCGAAGGAGAACAACCCAUGCUCUAUGGUGCUCACGGACAACCCCUUGGACCUGCUGGACCUCAUGGCCAACCCCAGUACAGCUAUCCACCGCCAGCAGCUCAUGGAUAUCCUCCUCAGGCCUACCCACCUUACCCUCCUCCAAACAUGGGCUCCUAUCCUCCGACCGGAUCACCGUAUGACCCUCAGGGGCAGGCUCAACCCGCCCAGCAAGAUGAUCGUGUCAGUCUUAAGCGUCCCCCUCCCGAUGAUGACCCCCAUAACGAGAACACUCAUGCGUCUCAGUCUCCUCAUCCAAAUUCCCGCCCUCGACACAGCACUUAUGACUCGCGCGCCAACAGCAGCGGCAGUUAUGAGUAUGCUGCUCAAAACAGUGGUGCUCCGACUUCUCCUGCUACUUCCAACAUGAGCUACCAAUCUCAUCCUCAGCAGCAAACCCACUACUCCAACGGCAACCAGUCUCAGAAGGGUACUACCUCACCUCCCCAAGGCUUGACACCGCAGUCGGCCCACAGCUUCAAUUCACCUCAUCAUGCGCCCGUCCAUGACGACGGCAGAACUCCACCACCCAAUCAAGCCAAUAGCCUGGCAAACGGACGGAGCAUGAAGGUUCAUGACAUGCUUGGGAAUCCUUCGACAGUAGUGCCCCCCGAACAACGUGGCAGAAACGACAACGAAAUGCUGAGCAAGCUUGACGGCAAGAAGUAGGAGCUCUGCACUCAGCAUCAGGGGCCCGUUGCUCCUCUCAGUCCGCCAUCUUCAACCUAACGAGAAUUAGUGGCCUGAGAAGCUGGAUCUUUGGGCGCCCUAAUCGUCACUCGGUUGGCAUGGUCGACACCUUUUCCUUUAUAAUUCCAAAAGAUACAUACUCCGGGGCAACCCAACAUCUCCUCUUUCAACACAAUCGGUCUUUACACGAAUUCGCCAGCGAAUCGUAUGGGAGGCUAGAUUUUCAAUGGAUACCCAUCGGGUGGCUGUUUGAUCAGAAUCUUUCCUUGGCCAAGAUUAAUUGCGACACUGUCCUCGAUGGUCUAGGCUAUCAGAGCCUUGUCUUUAUUCACGGCGAACUGCUGAACGAAAUGUAACCUGGGUGGCUAUCUGCUUUUUUUGCUUGUUGCUUAUUGCUUUCUUGCGUACCAUGGGAGGCUAUCAUCACGGUCUUCGGAGCCUGCGCAUAUCACACCAGACUCACCCACUUUCCCUGUAUUCAUAGUGUUUGGCCCCCUCUUUCACGCUCUAUGGCGCGAAUUUCGCAGGAGAAUACUCUUUUCCAAGUCUGUUGAAGAGACCCACUCCGGCGGCUCAGCAUCAGAAGCAGACGAGAGAGUCUCCUGAUGAGUCGUCGCUGGAUGAGGGUGAGAGACGGGGUUCCUGGAGGAGUUAAUGGCAAAGAGAAAGAGGCGGUCCAAGAAAGUGAUCGAGCAGGGCCGUAGCAACAUUCUCCGGCCCGCAGGCAACAACAGCUCGGUCGUGGAUAUGGACUUGCAUGGAAACGAAAGACGGAAUACCAACAGAGGGUUUAUUGAGCUUGUUAAUAGUUGAAUGUGUAUGGUUAUCCUUUUGCGAACCGCUGGACCGCCCUUGAAAGUUCUUGCCUUUGCGAGCAGUGAUUCGUUGCAUUUUGCGACGCGCAAGGCGUUGACCUCGCAAAGGGUGCCAAUGGCGAAAUUUAACCCCCGGAUAGGCGGCCAAUCGUGAUUCUAAUGGGCAGUUGUCAAGACUCGAGAGAGGUGCUGAGACAUGGGUCGCAGCUGUCGAUGCCUCAGGCGUCGAUCAAGGGGUUUGAUGCAGUAGACUUGGAAUGCAGAAAAGAAUCGCUCCCGCUGCAUGACAUGAUGGCCGUACCGUAGGCCGGCGGGACGG